GGUGCUGUGCUGUGUUGAGGUAUGUUGCUGUCCUGUCUGUGAGGGGAUCAGAACUUCCCUGGAAUGAGAUGGAUCCCACAGAAGAGACACCCAAGAAAAACAACAUAGAACAUCUAAUUGCUGACAGGCGGGAAGGAAUUGGUGUCUGUGGAUGGAUCCUGGUUUCCAUAUCUUUCCUGUUGGUGCUCAUAACCUUUCCUAUUUCCAUCUGGGCGUGUAUCAAGGUUGUCAGAGAAUACGAACGUGCUGUUGUAUUUCGUCUGGGACGUAUACUGUCUAAGAAAGCCAAAGGACCAGGUUUGAUUCUCAUACUUCCAUGUACAGAUACGUUUAUCAAGGUUGACCUUAGAACUGUUACGUGUAACAUUCCUCCACAAGAGAUUCUGACAAAAGAUGCUGUUACUAUUCAGGUGGACGGGGUGGUGUACUACAGGAUCCACAGUGCAGUCUGUGCCGUUGCCAAUGUCAAUAAUGUACAUUCAGCCACCUUCCUAUUGGCACAGACAACCCUGAGAAAUGUGCUGGGUACACAGACCUUGGCUCAGCUCCUGGCUGGUCGAGAAGAGAUUGCACACAGUAUCCAGGCCAUCCUUGACAAUGCCACAGAGCAGUGGGGAAUCAAACUGGCUCGUGUGGAGAUCAAAGAUGUCAGGAUUCCUGUGGCCAUGCAGAGGGUGAUGGCAGCCGAAGCAGAGACUACACGACAAGCAAGAGCUAAGGUUGUGGCAGCACAGGGAGAGAUGAAUGCUUCUAAAGCCCUCAAGCAGGCCUCCAUGGUGCUGGCCGAGUCUCCAGCAGGUCUUCAGCUGCGCUACCUGCAAACGUUGACAACUGUGGCAACAGAGAAUAAUUCCACUAUUGUCUUCCCUCUGCCAAUUAAUUUGCUUGAUGGUUUUGGGUGGAAAAAUAGAGGGGGAUAGAGAUUGAUCUACACUAGCUGCUUGGAUUGGGGUUUUAAUUUAAAAGGUUUUAGAUUUAAAGGGUUUCCCAGGAAGCAAAGGGUUCCAGAUUAUCAAAGUAGAGUAAAAUAAAAAUAAAAAAUAGUUUUUAAUAACCACACAUAGCUCUCCCAAGGGGAGACUGCAUUUGAGCAAAGAAAGUUGCAAGAUUCAGGCACUGAGCAGUUUUAUCUUAGACUCGUCUUGAGAUAAAAAGGAGGAAAUUAUGUAAAAUACAUGUUAGACCUAAUAAGAAAAUUUAUUGAUGCUUUCACUGCAUACUGCAUAUGCUUGAGUGUAGCAAUUAUUUGGUGAUUUGUCUGCUAAGCAAGAACCUGUGAGCUCCUGAUGAGCUUACAAAUCUACUCCAUGCAGCAGAAGGGUCAGAUGCUGGUGCAUAAUUCAAGUCCCAGAGAGCACAAGAAAGGAUUUGGCCAUGACCAUGCUUAGUAUUACUUCUUAACUAUCAACAGAAUUAUUGGAUAAUUGAUAUGUCAGUGGAAGCCCUUAUUCUUUAUCACAGAAUCGCAGAAUGGCUUAGGAUUG
Messenger RNA from Centrocercus urophasianus (Greater sage-grouse), 1484 nucleotides. It is a transcript of the gene STOML3, whose product is annotated as stomatin like 3. The record is from RefSeq and is a predicted model, not a curated record. Gene Ontology annotation, cellular component: plasma membrane. NCBI's taxonomy places the organism in Eukaryota, Metazoa, Chordata, Aves, Galliformes, Phasianidae.